AAAGUAUAAUGACAAAGGCAUUCUAUUCUAUUCUAUGUUCUGCUGUGCUGCUGCAGGCAGUUCAAUAAUUGCAUUUCCAAAUAACAGGCCUCUGUUUUAGGUCAGAGGCCACUGUUGAGAAAUAGAUGAGUCCUCUGCUGCAUCAUUUGCACUGGUUGUGCACUCACGGGACUCCCAUCGCACCAACCCCCUUCUUUUUUUACGCAUGCACCAUCUGCUCACGUGAUCUGUGUGUUGCUGUACCCAGCACUGCUGUCAGCCAUCUUGGUCAACACCCACCCCAGUACAUUCACUGCGGUGCACAGGCAGUCCAAUCAGAGCAGAGGGGUGAGAAGCUGGCCGGUGGAGGGCUGUGUGAUUUCCAGCACAGUGCUCUCUUGCAUUUUAAACCCCGUCUUCACAAAAGGGGCAACAAGAGUUUCAAAAGGAGGUGGAGGAGGAGAGGGAACGGCAGCCUUCCCCAAGACGGCAGCACAUUUCACUCACUUGUAGGAGGGGGAAGAGAAGGAUGCAGACAUAAAGGCGAGGAGACGCGGCACGCUUGGGGGUUUUUUUGUGCACCUUCACUGGCCUUUGAGACAAAACUCCACUCUGUUUUUUUUCCCUCUGUGAUCUUUGUUUUCUCAUCAGCUGAGUCAUCAUGUCUGAUCUGACGCCUCAGAGUGAAACCCCAACUCCCACCACCGACAAGAUCACACAGGCUGCCAGGGAGACCAUUUAUCUCUGCAAUUUUCGCGUCUCUGUCGACGGCGAGUGGCUGUGCCUUCGCGAGCUCAAUGACAUCUCGCUCACACCAGACCCAGAGCCGGCUCAUGAAGAACCCAAGGAUCCCAUUGCAAUAGAAAGGCUUAACUUGAUGAACAUGGCCAAACUGAGCAUCAAGGGUCUGAUUGAGUCGGCGCUAAACCUGGGGCGCACACUCGACUCUGACUACGCUCCACUCCAGCAGUUCUUUGUGGUGAUGGAGCACUGUCUGAAGCACGGCUUGAAGACUAAGAAGACCUUCUUGGGGCAGAACAAGUCAUUCUGGGGGGCAUUAGAACUAGUGGAGAAGCUGACACCAGAGGCUGGAGAAAUCACUGCCAGUGUGAAGGACCUGCCCGGCCUGAAGACUCCUUUAGGAAGAGGACGUGCGUGGUUACGAUUGGCCUUGAUGCAGAAGAAGCUCUCCGACUACAUGAAGACCAUCAUCAACAGAAAGGACCUGCUCAGUGAAUUCUACGAACCAAAUGCACUGAUGAUGGAGGAGGAGGGCGCCGUCAUCGCUGGGCUGCUCGUGGGACUAAAUGUCAUUGACGCCAAUCUAUGUAUGAAGGGAGAAGACCUGGACUCACAGGUCGGAGUGAUUGAUUUCUCGAUGUACCUUAAAGAUGGUGGACACAGCAGUAAGAGUGCAGAGGGUGAUGGUCAAAUCACAGCCAUUCUGGAUCAGAAGAACUACGUGGAGGAGCUGAACAGACAUCUAAGUGCAUCAGUAAAUAACCUACAGGCCAAAGUGGAUGCCCUGGAAAAGUCCAACACAAAGCUCACAGAAGAACUUGCUGUGGCAAAUAACAGGGUCAUCACAUUACAAGAAGAUGUGGAGAGAGUAAAAGAGGAGAGCUCCUAUCAGCUGGAGUCCAGAAAGGCUUUAAAAAAUGACACAGCGGCGGAUGGACAAGCACUGGGAGAAACACGGAAACAGCUCACAGAGAAAACUUUGCUCCGAUUGGAUGUGGAGAAGGAGCUGGAGGUGCAGAUUGGGAUGAAACAGGAGAUGGAGCUGUCCAUGAAGAUGCUGGAGAAAGAUUUCUGCGAGAAGCAGGACACUCUGGUGGAGCUCAGGCAGCAGCUGGAAGAACUUCGUGCCAUCAACCAACAGCUUACCCACAAGUCACAGAGCACUGACGCCAGCUCCAAACAGAAGAGUGAAGUCAUUGUUCGCCUGGAGGAGAAAAUUAACCAGAUGUCAGGGACUGUGAAACAACUGGAGACCAGUGAGAAACAUUUGGUGAAACAGGCCUGUAACUUGAACUCGGCAGCAGGGAAACUGCUGCAGCUACAGCAGUAGCAGAGCUUUCAUAACUGAAUACAAACAUAAAACCCUGCUUAAUGUAAUAGAAUAACCAAACUAGGGUGUUAUCUUUUUUCUGUACGAUGCUCCUCUAUUGUUAAAAAUAAAAGCAUCUUUGCCACAACCUGCAGUGGCUCCAAAGCAUCAGCUUUGAAUAGUGUGGACCCGGUCGACCCUUUUAGCAGCUCCUGAAUCCUUGUUUGCUGACAGACAUGUUCAUGGUAUCAGAAUAAUAUUUUUUAAUUUGGACCCUUAAUGCUUUUCAGCCAUGGUUUGCGACGACGCUUGGGGCCUGAACGUCCACUUUAGACAUUAUUCUAACAUAAAGGACUGAUGAUGAUGAUACCGUGUGACACAUCCUGGAUAUUAAGGACUAGCUGUGAUGAUGUGAUUUAUUAAAUCUCUUCUACAGACUGUGAUUAAAUAUUUUCUAUCUAACGCAGACCAGAUGGUUAGAGACUGAAUAUUUUGGUUUGUUUUUUGCUCAGUUUUAUUGUCAUUUGUUAAUCCUCACAAGUUGAAGAUCAAUACAGGAGACACGGGACAUGAAGGGC
Messenger RNA from Cynoglossus semilaevis (tongue sole), 2607 nucleotides. Its product is annotated as protein RUFY3-like. Gene Ontology annotation, biological process: regulation of axonogenesis. NCBI's taxonomy places the organism in Eukaryota, Metazoa, Chordata, Actinopteri, Pleuronectiformes, Cynoglossidae. The record is from RefSeq and is a predicted model, not a curated record. The transcript has 13 exons. Gene Ontology annotation, cellular component: cytoplasm. Bases 641 to 2050 code for a protein of 469 amino acids.